This is a messenger RNA of Alternaria rosae, 1665 nucleotides long. Its product is annotated as isocitrate dehydrogenase subunit 2 mitochondrial precursor. Gene Ontology annotation, molecular function: isocitrate dehydrogenase (NAD+) activity; NAD binding; magnesium ion binding. The record is from RefSeq and is a predicted model, not a curated record. Gene Ontology annotation, cellular component: mitochondrion. The transcript is spliced from 3 exons. The coding region runs from base 167 to 1321 and encodes 384 amino acids. NCBI's taxonomy places the organism in Eukaryota, Fungi, Ascomycota, Dothideomycetes, Pleosporales, Pleosporaceae. Gene Ontology annotation, biological process: tricarboxylic acid cycle; isocitrate metabolic process.
GAAUGGACCGGUUUGGCGCACGAAGACAUCCCGCGGCCGGUGGAGCUUUCUUUUUCUGUAUCCGAGCUUUGCGCAACCCUCCCGCCGCCGACCACCCACCUCGACGACCUGCUACAACCACAGUGUAGCUCCAAUUGGGUCGUGACAACAAUUACAUACCCUCAACAUGUUGGCUGCUCGCUCUUUCGCCGCCCCUGCGCGGCAAUGCAUGCGCCAGGCUAACCGCGCACGAUGGGCGCCCGCGCUGUCCCAGGUCUCCGCCCGCACAUACGCCUCCGAGGUCGCCAAGUUCCACGGAAAGAAGGGCAGCGACGGCAAGUACUCCGUCACUCUAAUCGAGGGCGAUGGUAUCGGCCCCGAGAUUGCGCAGUCGGUCAAGGACAUCUACUCGGCCGCCAACGUCCCAAUCAAGUGGGAGUCGGUCGAUGUCACCCCGCGCCUGAACGAGGACGGCAAGACAGUCAUCCCCGACGAGUCCAUCGCCAGCGUCAAGAAGAACUUGGUCGCCCUCAAGGGCCCCCUCGCAACGCCCAUCGGCAAGGGCCACGUCUCGCUCAACCUUACUCUCCGCCGUACCUUCAACCUCUUCGCCAACGUCCGCCCCUGCAGAUCCAUCGCCGGCUACAAGACCCCCUACGACGACGUCGACACUGUCCUGAUCCGUGAGAACACCGAGGGAGAAUACUCUGGUAUCGAGCACAUUGUAGUCGAUGGCGUUGUCCAGAGCAUCAAGCUCAUCACCCGCGAGGCCUCUGAGCGCGUUCUGCGAUACGCCUUCCAGCACGCCCGCGACAUUGGCAGGAAGAAGGUCCGCGCUGUGCACAAGGCCACCAUCAUGAAGAUGUCCGACGGUCUCUUCCUCAGCACCGCCCGCGAGAUCUCCAAGGAGUUCCCCGACAUUGAGUUCGACGCUGAGUUGCUGGACAACACCUGCUUGAAGAUGGUCACCGACCCUGUUCCCUACAACGACAAGGUCCUCGUCAUGCCCAACUUGUACGGAGACAUUCUCUCCGACAUGUGCGCUGGUCUCAUCGGUGGUCUCGGUCUUACUCCUUCCGGCAACAUCGGUGACAACUGCUCCAUCUUCGAGGCUGUCCACGGAUCCGCCCCCGACAUUGCUGGCAAGCAGCUCGCUAACCCUACCGCGCUUCUUCUCAGCUCCAUCAUGAUGCUGCGACACAUGGGUCUCACCCAGGAGGCCGCCAACAUUGAGCAGGCCAUCUUCAAAGUCCUUGCUGAGGGCAAGACCAUCACCGGUGACCUUGGCGGCAAGGCCAAGACCUUCGAGUACGCCGACGCCGUCAUCAAGGCCCUGAAGUAGAUUAGGUUAUGGAUUUGACGAGCAUUGAAUGACCGAAUGGUAGCAAUUGCAUAUUGUGGAUAUGUACUAGUCCUUGUACUAUAGCUGCCACCUAGCUGGAUAUACCUCUUGAACUUGCACGUUAUCAUCAGAAUCUUUUAGGACAUGACUUGUGUGAAGUGCUGCAGUCUGUGUUCUUACUCUAGUCUGCAACAUUGUAGGUGUGUGAAGUCGUCAUGAACAAAGCAUCUACGAGAAUGAUGUCUCGCGGCAGAGAAACGGCGGCACGUCGAUUCCUUCAAAGUCCCAUGGCGCAACGCGGGCAAGUAUUGCCGAGCAACAUCGCGUUACCUUGAACAAGGCCC